AAAGAAAAGAUAUCAGAAUCACAAUCCAACUCUGAACCCUUUUUCGUUAUGUUGAGUUCUAAUUGAAAUCUGAUAAUGGGAUCAAGAGAAAUUAAUACCAAAUACUAAACCAAACGAUAAACUAUAUAAGUUGGUGGAAGGAGGAGAAGGAGGAGAAGGAGGAGGAGGAGAAGAUGAUGAUGAUGAUGGGGGAAACAUGGGCUGGAUUUGGGUCAACGGUGGCCGGAAUCAUGUUCGCUUUGGCCAUGUUUAAGCAGUACUUCCCUCAACAACUCCGGGAUCUGAUACAGGGCUACACGUCCCAGUUGAUGAAAAUAUUGAACCCAAACAUGCAGAUCACCUUCAACGAACGCAGUGGUGGGCGUUUCAGCCGUAACGAGGCUUACACAGCCAUAGAAGGCUUCCUCAGUACCCAUUCCUCAACACAAGCAAAACGCCUCAAAGCCGAUAUCACCACCAACUCCGCCAAACUCGUCCUCAACCUCGACAACCACGAAGAGAUCACCGACCACUUCCAGGGCGUCAAGCUCCUUUGGUCCACCCAUGUCGAUACCAACAAGGACCGCGACGGCUUCAUCGAGGAGAAACGCUCUUUCAGUCUCUCCUUCCAUAAGAAACACCGCCAACUCGUCAUCAAUAAUUACCUGAAUCAUGUCAUCGAGGGGGGCAAGGCUGUGGUGGUAAGCAACCGCCAGCGCAGGCUUUAUACCAACGACGCCGACUCCUGGGCUGGUCCCUGGACCUAUGUGGCUUUCCAACACAAAGCUACGUUCCAAAAUCUUGCCAUGGAUCCACUCAAGAAGAAGCAAAUCGUGGACGAUCUCAUCACAUUCAGUAACAGCAAAGACUACUACGCCAAGAUCGGUAAGGCUUGGAAGAGGGGUUACUUGCUAUACGGCCCUCCAGGUACCGGCAAGACCACCAUGAUCGCCGCCAUGGCCAAUCUGUUAAAUUUCGAUGUCUAUGACCUUGAACUCACCGCCGUCAAGAACAACACGAAGCUACGGAAGCUCUUGAUUGAAUCCUCCGGCAAGUCCAUCAUCGUGAUCGAGGACAUCGAUUGUUCCCUUGAUCUCACCGGCAACAGGAAGAACGAGAAAGAAUCCGAUUCCGACUCCGACUCUGACUCCGAUUCCGACUCGGAGGAAGAGAGUGAUAACACAAGAAGCAGAAGCAAAGUAACUCUGUCAGGACUUCUCAACUUCAUAGAUGGGCUCUGGUCAGCCUGCGGCGAAGAAAGGAUUAUCGUUUUCACCACAAACCACAAGGAGAAAUUGGAUCCAGCCCUCAUAAGGAGUGGUCGCAUGGAUAUGCACAUUGAAAUGUCCUACUGUUGCUUCGAAUCGUUUAAGGUCCUAGCGAAGAAUUACCUGGACAUCGAUACACACCCUUUGUUUGAUACGAUUCGUGGUUUGCUGGAAGAAACCCAGACUACACCUGCGGAUGUUGCAGAGAAUUUGAUGCCUAAGACAAUCAAGGGAGAUGCCAAGACUUCCCUCGAAAACCUAAUUGGAUAUCUUCAAGCUGCCCGGGAUAAGAGGAAGGCGGAAUUAGCCUCAGACAAAAAGGUAGACUCUAAAGCCCGAUCAAACAUGGUACAAAAAUCAUUCUCGCACGAGGACAUCAUUCAGACUCAAAUAGACGAGACUCGAGGAUGAUACAUUGGUGUCCACAGCCAAUAGAUGGUGUGAGAUGAUUACAAGAGAUCAUGUCGAGGAGAGAAUCCAAGCAAGAGAGGAUGAGUGCGCUAUUAGGUUCACAUGUUUAAUGACUCGGAGGAGGGAGGAAGCUUCCACAUUGGGGUCACGUCCUUGUCUGUUCUCUUUUUUGUAUUUAAUGACUUGCCACUUUCAAGGAAUCGUAGUUGAGCUUCCAUUAAUUAAAUAUAGAUUUUUUUUUUAAUUAGGUGGAAUUUGUAAUUUUUAUUUCAGUUUUGGAUUGAUUUCAUGACAUAAUUAAUAGAAUGAAAAUUGUUUAGAAUGCA
Macadamia integrifolia is the source of this 1984-nucleotide messenger RNA. RefSeq names its product AAA-ATPase ASD, mitochondrial-like. Lineage: Eukaryota; Viridiplantae; Streptophyta; Magnoliopsida; Proteales; Proteaceae. The record is from RefSeq and is a predicted model, not a curated record. Bases 174 to 1658 code for a protein of 494 amino acids. Gene Ontology annotation, molecular function: ATP binding; ATP hydrolysis activity. The transcript is spliced from 2 exons.